AUGUGACUGCACGUGACUGUAUAAUGGGCCCCAUUUUAACUGCAGAUCUAGCAAAAGUGGUAUGCACCAGGUUUAAAAAUUAGUUUAUAUUUAACUUAUCUCUUUCUUGUUAAAUCUUCGAUAAUAUUUGUGGAAAAUAGAUUGGAGAAUGAACAUUUUUUCGAUGGAUGAAAGCACUUAUCUUUUAAAAUCUUCCUCUGAGACCGCUAGGAGGAGCAUGAAGACGAGAAGAUCAGUCAAAUGUCGUCGAGCAGUUGUUUUUAUUGCAACGACAUGUUUUGCGAUAAUUGUGAUUGUUCUGAUUGCAACCCGCCCAGUGAGUUCUAGUAAUUCUUCAACGGAUGAUUCACCCCCAAAACCCAGUCUUCCUCGAGUUCCCUUAGAAAAAGACGUCCCCUAUCUCUCUAAGGAAGAAAAACUAGCCUUAAGCGGUCAAAACGACUCAUUAUUGUCUACGCCUGAACUUCUUGGACUGAUGCAACUGGCGUUGAUAAAAGGUGCUCGAGAUUUACAAGCCAAACUUCUUCAGCAGUCUGUGAAACAACAAAAGAAGCAGACUCAAGAACUGCGAAAUCCUUUAAAAUAUCAAACUCGUGAUACAUUAGAUACCAAUAGAACUACACCUCUAAAUAACAGGAAAGGACUAAAUUAUUGGUCCUCAGUCGAGAAGAUGUUGAAAGAUCUGGACAUUCCUUUCCAUGGUCCUUACAGGUCUGGUGGUCCUGAGGAAUCAGCUUACACUUCCAGUUAUAUCCCACAGCCAAUUAAACGCAUGUUAAGAAACCUAAAUAUAUCGCAUGCUGGACUCUUUGAACUUGGGAUCCAUUCAUUUUCUUAUGGAACGUUUCAGAACGUCACUAACCCCUUCUUCUUCUCUUCACCUGUAAACACUCUUUUAAAACGACUUUCGUUUGCUGGAAAUAAUACAGGAAUUGAUAUUUUCAUACCAGAGAUUGUAAACUGCCUUCUAAAUAACCUUGCAUUACCAAUAGGCGAGAAUAAAAUGGCAGUGUUAGAAAGAACAGCAAACAAAGCCCUUUUUCGCCAGAUACUGUUAGGCUAUUCUAAAGUCGAAAAUUCGAGUCACGAAAGGAAUUACACAGUAAUCCCAAAUACUAAGAUGAGCAAUUAUUCUCAGUGCAUUCCAAAAUUUGUGAGGCAUUUUUUGAAGGAUUUAGGGAUUUCCAUAGGUAAAUAUAACUCAUCAACUAAUAAAAGAACUUACACAGAAAUGAGUGAGAAAUUCUUGCCUAAAUUUGUGAAAGAUCUCCUUCAUGACUUUGGUAAUACAACACAUGGAAAAGAUGAGGAUGGAGACACAGUCAGUGCUACUUCCAAAAACACGGGCCAUGCGUUAUUACAACUUGUUUUAUCAGGGUAUGCAAAUCAAACGAUUAUGAAUGCAAAUUCUAAUCAAACCCAAAAUGCUGAACCUAUGCCUAGGUGGAUAAGGGAUUUCUUAGAUGGCCUAGGAAUUCCAUACAGUGAGUCAUCUGUUCGCGAAAACUUGACAAUUUUUGUCAACGAACCAGAUUUAGAAAUGAUGCAGUUUGUGAAUGAUAGCCUGGAAGAUCUUGGAAUUUCUGAUACAAAUUUUGACCAAACGAGAAUUCCUAGAUUCAUAAAAGACAUGAUGGACGAGUUGGGUAUUUCGUACAGCAGUUCAACAGCUGAAAACUCUAGCGAGGUUCUCAUCAAAACACUAGCGAUUUUAAAACUUGUUGCACUUUUAAUUGGACCUAAAACUGAACAAUCACGCAAUAAGCUAAAUAGUAAAGCUUCAAAAUAUUCGACUGAUGUCUUAGAAACAUUAGCUGGUUUUAAAUUCUUGCAGAAACAGCCUCAGCAAUUGCAACAUAAAAAACUUAGUGGAAACUUACAUAAUUUUAUGAAAAACUUAUCAGAGAAUGAAUAUGAUUACGAAAAGAAGUAUUCAGAUUCUGACCAGAGAGGAAAUGGACGUAAAGAUACUUUUUACAUGGAAGGAACUGCUAACCUGACAGGAGAACGUAGAAAUAACUCCAACUUGGCAGGAAAACGUGGAAAUAACUCCACAGUAGAUAGCUCGUUAUUUCCUUCUCAGUUCUUUGUUGACGAGAGCAUAAGAAGCACAUAUCAUAGUCAACCACAGCAGAAAGAGCAAAUAGAAAAACCCGUUAGGAGUUUUAUAAAUGACUUAAAUAUCUUUUCUCAAAACCGUGAAAUUACCCAACAAACUCAGAGCACUAUCAGUUCGAAACCAGCAGAGCUACCAUCAAAACCACAACAGCCUCAAGGACAGUUACAACAAUCUCAACAACAUCUUUUAGAAUUUCAGCAGUCUCAACGUCAACAGCAACCUUCACAACCACAGCAGUUUGAACAACCACCACAACCAGAAAAUUCCCAUCAAUCUCAGGAAAAGGAUCCAAACUUUGUAAAUCUCUUUUCAAAUGGUACUGAAGCAUACGUUAAGCAGCCAAAAAAGAUAAAAAGAUCACACCAGUUUUCACAGUUACGACAACUGGAGCUAAAACGUCAACAUUUUUUACAACCUCAGCAGUCUCAACAACAACAACAAUCCAAACAACCUCAGCAAAAUCCUAAAGAGUUUGUACAAAGAUUACUUUAUGAAUUUGUUAGUAACUCGAGAAACCCACAAAAUUUCAGAAAUACAGAAAUAGCCUCCACCAAUCCGAUGAUGUCAUCAUAUGUGCCACAUCACGUGGCAACAACAGAAAACAUUUCUAAGAAAACGGCCUACCCCUUCAACAACAACAAUAUUUAUUUUCAGGGUUGAAAGAAGUUGAUCAGCUUUUGCAGAUCGUCCUUGGAUUUCCACUGUUAUAGUUUAAACUGUCUUUAAGAUCAUUCUUUAUAACUUGUAAUCUUUGUUGUAUCUUGAAAAGAGGUAGAAGAAAUUGAAGUUUGAAACUUAUUUGACACGAAACUUCUCAAAACGAAACAAAAAAAAAAAAAAAGGAGAAAGAAACAGACUUAUAUCUUACCAGUUUCAUCCUUGUAGCUGGAUCGCACAAAGCACGUGUCUCUUUUUGAACAUGAAACUGUUAGAUUUUGUCGAACAGUUUUACCGUUUUAUCGUGAGGACGAAACUUUAAAUGGUUUUUAUUAUGGGCACGAAACUUUAGACCAUUUUAUCGUGAGAAUGAAAUUAUAGAUUGUUAUAUUGUUUGAAUAUCUAUAGCCCAUUAAUAACAUUAGUACUUACACGUAUUUAGUAUCGAUACUUAUUUAAUAAAACGUUUCUAUAAGACAGGCUUGUGGAUUAAAAACGCUGGUAUAUUAGCUACAAUAUGUUCUGUUUUGUUUCUUUUAUUUUAUACAUUAUUUUAUCUCCCCUGCUUACGUUAUAGGGGCAUUUAAUUAAAACAAUUAACGUCCCCCAGUGGGACAACGAUACGUCUAUGGAUUUCCAACACUUGUGGGGGACAAGAUCUCAGCUUCUUUAAAUUAUUGAACAUUAAUAAUUGUCAUUUUGCAUAAAGUUGACUACAAUAACUAUAUUCUAUCGCAAGUGAUUUGUUAAACACAUGUUUCCUGUAAUUAAACAGGGAAGUUCAAAAUAACAACAUUAUAAUUAGCACACUUCGAACGAACUGAACAACACUGUUUUAGCACAAUCUGAACGAUCCGUGCCCAGAACAACACUGUUUUAGCACUCUACGAACGACGUGAGCCCAGAACAACACUAUUUUAGCACUCUACGAACGACGUGAGCCCAGAACAACACUGUUUUAGCACUUUACGAACGACGUGAGCCCAGAAUAACACUGUUUUAGCACACUACGAACGAACCGUGCCCAGAACAACACUGUUUUAGCACUCUACGAACGACCUGAGCCCAAAUCACUUAAUAUAUUAUGUUGGAAAGCAAUAGCAUUGAUUUCAUGGCUUUCAGCUGUCUUAGAAUCAGUGUUUAGAAACUGAAUAAAGUUGUUAUAUUGUUUAAAAUAUGUUAUAUUUCGUAUUG
Messenger RNA from Limulus polyphemus (Atlantic horseshoe crab), 3970 nucleotides. RefSeq lists its product as uncharacterized. The coding region runs from base 149 to 2779 and encodes 876 amino acids. The transcript is spliced from 4 exons. The record is from RefSeq and is a predicted model, not a curated record. Lineage: Eukaryota; Metazoa; Arthropoda; Merostomata; Xiphosura; Limulidae.